AUGGAUCGGGUGAAAGCAUUUGAAUGGUAUAAGAAAGCUGCAGAAUCUGGUGAUAUUUAUGGUCAAUACGUAGUCGGAAAAAACUUUUAUGAAGAAUAUGGAACUAAAAAAGAUAUUAUUAAUUCUAUUUACUGGCUAAAGAAAGCAAAAGAAAAUGAAGCUUUGUGUUGUUAA
This is a messenger RNA of Diversispora eburnea, 174 nucleotides long. Lineage: Eukaryota; Fungi; Glomeromycota; Glomeromycetes; Diversisporales; Diversisporaceae. The record is from the annotation of a GenBank genome assembly.